AUGUUCGCCGCAGGACGAGAUACGAAGUGGAUGCGGCACAGGAACGGUAUCAGGAUCGUGCGCCGCGUGAGUGGCACGGUUAUCAAUCAGCUGAGGCCGGCGGCGAAACAGAAUCAGAUGGGUUCUGGUUGGCGUCCGCAGAGCCCGCUCGGCGAGGAGGAGAGGGGGCGAGGAGGGGAUCGGAGGAGGACGCCGGAUCGGACGCAUAAGGGCUCAGGAGGCAGGGCGAGAUUGGAGACGACGGAGCAUGCUGAUUCGUUCGAUCGCGUCGCGAGUGCCAAGAGGACGCCUGUCAUCUCACCCGCGCCCGCUGUGUCCGCGUACGCGUCCUACUUCCCACAGAGCGCCACACGCCUCGCAGGGACUCAGCUCUCUCCAAAUCGUUGCGUGGUUCACAGCGAGACGCGCAACCACGAGCACGGCACCGAACCUCCACCCAUCCUCAUUCUCAUGAUCACUCCCUUGGCCAAGCGGUAUGAUCUAUAUCUGACAUCCUCACGCUAA
This is a messenger RNA of Laetiporus sulphureus 93-53, 504 nucleotides long. RefSeq lists its product as uncharacterized. NCBI's taxonomy places the organism in Eukaryota, Fungi, Basidiomycota, Agaricomycetes, Polyporales, Laetiporaceae. Bases 1 to 504 code for a protein of 167 amino acids. The transcript has 2 exons. The record is from RefSeq and is a predicted model, not a curated record.